Ipomoea nil (Japanese morning glory) is the source of this 764-nucleotide messenger RNA. Its product is annotated as NHP2-like protein 1. The record is from RefSeq and is a predicted model, not a curated record. The transcript has 5 exons. Gene Ontology annotation, molecular function: RNA binding. NCBI's taxonomy places the organism in Eukaryota, Viridiplantae, Streptophyta, Magnoliopsida, Solanales, Convolvulaceae. Gene Ontology annotation, biological process: mRNA splicing, via spliceosome; ribosome biogenesis; maturation of SSU-rRNA. Gene Ontology annotation, cellular component: nucleolus; U4/U6 x U5 tri-snRNP complex; precatalytic spliceosome. The coding region runs from base 100 to 486 and encodes 128 amino acids.
AUAUUUGUCCGCUUCCGUGGAACCCUUUUAAACCGUAACCCCUUCAGCCUCCCCAAAACCCUAGCUGCUACUCCGCAGAAACUCGAACUCUUAGAAGCGAUGGCUCAAGAAGCUGUGAACCCCAAAGCAUACCCGCUCGCUGAUGCGCAGCUCACCACAACUAUAAUGGACUUGGUUCAACAAGCUGCUAACUAUAAGCAGCUUAAGAAGGGUGCUAAUGAAGCUACUAAGACAUUGAACAGAGGCAUUUCUGAGUUUAUUGUCAUGGCUGCCGACACAGAACCGCUGGAAAUCCUUCUUCAUCUGCCACUUCUAGCAGAAGAUAAGAAUGUUCCGUACGUUUUUGUUCCUUCGAAACAAGCUCUUGGGCGAGCAUGUGGUGUUACCAGACCUGUGAUUGCUUGUUCAGUGACUAGCAACGAAGGGAGCCAAUUGAAAUCUCAAAUUACACAACUGAAGGAUGCCAUUGAGAAGCUCCUGAUCUAAAUGCGGAGAACAAAUUCAGCAUGAUGGGCCUCAGGAACCAUAUUCCAGAUUCAGUCUGAGGCUUGGACUGACCUAGUUACCCAGUGUGACUGGGGACCAUUUUCUGUUUGUUUGAUUACAAAUUUCAAGUUUAAACCAAACUUAUGUUCAUCUGAAUUACUUUUUGUAUUGGAGGCUUAAGGAGGAUAUUCAAAAUCUAUGAAUGCAUUGUGUAAUAGCUAAGGUGUCAAUUAGUUAACUUUGUUACUUAGUUAAUGUGUUCAAGGUGUUAAAAUUGA